Molecule: messenger RNA, 4192 nt
Organism: Myxocyprinus asiaticus (Chinese sucker)
Lineage: Eukaryota; Metazoa; Chordata; Actinopteri; Cypriniformes; Catostomidae
Gene: rbm10
Product: RNA binding motif protein 10
Exons: 23
Coding region: 161-2962 (933 amino acids)
Biological process (GO): mRNA splicing, via spliceosome
Cellular component (GO): nucleus
Molecular function (GO): RNA binding
Source: RefSeq, a predicted model, not a curated record
CCGGACCGAGGCCAUUUUACACUGAGCUUUGCUGUGUAGAGUCAAACAUCAUAGAUGUAUAUUGUAACAUUUUCAGCACUGUGACUCUGCCGGUGUAAAAGAGUGGUAAAUGAAGCAGGCAGAACGAAAGGUGGGCAUUUCUUUCGACCUGCACUGAAGCAUGGAUUAUGAGAGGAGGGGUGGCCGUGGUGACCGCAUGGGUCGCUAUGGAAGUAAGGCUGAAGAUCAUGACUACAGGGACAUGGACUAUCGUGGCUAUGUACAAGAAAAUGACUUGGGACUAAAUAACAGCUUGACAAAUACCAAACAGCAAGAAAGAAUGGGAGAUUUUACCUCAGGUAAUUUCACGAAUAACCGACCAGGAUUCAGACCAAACCAUGGGAACCAUGGAUCUGAGAGAAACCAAGCUAGAAAAAGUCUCCUACGAAGUCCCCCAAAUCCGAACAUCCACUCAAGAUUCCACCAAGAAGAUAGAGAUUAUGAGCUUGAACCAGAGUUUUAUCCCAGGAGAGAUAUGCACUUAUUUAGAACAGGACAGAAGGUGUAUCUGGAUAACCAAAACCCAGAUGAAGGUGAAGAAGAUGAGGACAAUGCCUGGAGAAGAGUCAGGGGACGGAAAAACUCUCAGGAGGAAUAUAGUGCAGAAUGGAGAGCUGAGGAAGAAAAUUAUACCAGACGUCUCGAUCAAAGACAUAGUUUUGCUGACCAAGUCCAGUCAAGUAGGGAGGAGAUUAGGGAUGGGAGCUACCACCAUGCCCUAGAAAUGAGCCAGGAGGAGCCAGAAUCCCAUGACCAGAACUACAGGUCUGAUACCGAGCAGGCCCAGAAACCCAGCAAUAUUGUCAUGCUGAGAAUGCUCCCACCCAAUGCCACCAUCAACGAGAUUCGGGCUCAGCUGCAGGAGCAGGGGAUCCAACCCAGGGAGGUUCGCCUCAUGAGGAACAAGUCUUCAGGUCAGAGCAGAGGAUUCGCCUUCGUCGAGUUUAAUCACUUGCAGGAGGCCAACCGCUGGAUGGAGACCAACCAGAGAGUGCUCACUAUAUUGGGACAACGAGUAUCUAUGCACUUUAGUGAUCCAAAGCCCCGGGCUAAUGAAGACUGGCUUUGCAAUAAGUGUGGAGUGCAGAACUUCAAACGAAGAGAACAGUGUUUCAAAUGUGGCAUUCCAAAAUCAGAGGCUGAACUCAAACUGCUACUGGUGUCGAAGAGUUUACCCCUGGGGCAGUUAAAGGACUCCGCUCAGGGUUUACUGCCCCUCCCUGCCAUAUACCAGACUGUGGCUCCAAUUCUCAACAUUAGUUCCUCGUCACAGGCUACUGAGGUGGCCAAUGACACUCUGAUACUGAGGAAUCUGGGACCCCACACCACACUGGAAACCAUUUUAGCUGCUCUGGCUCCGUUUGCCACUCUGUCCUCCACCAAUGUGCGACUCAUCAAAGACAAACAGACGCAGCUUAAUCGGGGGUUUGCUUUCCUGCAGCUCACUACUAUUGUGGAAGCUUCUCAACUCCUUCAGAUCCUCCAGUCCCUGCAGCCUCCACUCUCUAUCGAUGGAAAGCUCAUCUCUGUGGAGUUUGCCAAGGGAUCCAAACGGGAUGUUUUUCUGACAGACAGGAGUCGGGUGAGUGUGGCGACAGUAGCAAGCACGGCUAUAGCAGCAGCUCAGUGGGCCGUUACUCAGACUGCCCAGCUCUCAGGUGCAGCUCAGAGUGGUGAUUUCAGUGUGCACCAGCAGGGGGCAUCUGUGUUUGGGCAAGAAGCCGUGCAGGGUGUCACUGUAGAGGCGCAACCAUUUAAAGGGCCAGCAGCUGCUGGUGUGACCGGCCUUGCAUCAUCAGGUGCUUCUAGGGGAGGAACUGCCUCUACAGAAACUGAAUUUACAAGUGUCACCUCCAUGCUGGCACUCACAGUAUCCCAGCCCCAUAUCGUCACCAUGGGAACCUCUACCCAGGCCAAUCAGGCCCCAGUGGAGAUCAUCAGGAAACCUCAGCCCGCUGCCUUGAGUCAGCCAGCCACACCUGGAACCGCUCUGGAGUGUCAGCAAUACCCGGAUCCUGAUGUGUCCACAUACCAGUAUGAUGAGAGCUCUGGUUAUUAUUAUGACCCUCUCACGGGCCUCUACUACGAUGCAAACUCACAGUACUACUAUAAUCCUCACACGCAGCAGUACAUGUACUGGGACGGGGAACGACAUAUGUAUGUUCCUGCUUCAUCACAGACAUCGGAAGACACAACAGACUCGGCGACCUCUGACCUUUCAGUUACACCCAACAUUGACAAGGACAAGAAGGACAAGCCCAAGAAUAAGACUGCACAGCAAAUAGCCAAAGACAUGGAGCGGUGGGCGAAAAGUCUGAACAGGCAGAAGGAAAAUGUGCGAUCGUCCUCUUCUUCCUCACUCAACACAAGCUCUCGGCUGCAGGGAAGACCUGACGACCAGCGGGAGUCUGCCAGCGCUGAUGCAGGCUACGCCGUCCUGGAGAUGAAGGGUGCCUUACUGGAGAGACCACAAAUUCUGUUUGAACAGAUGAAAUAUCUGGAAGAAAGAGAAAGGAGUCCUCCUCGGGGUCUGGUGGCAGGAUACAGUGGAGAGACAGACAGUGAGGAUGAAGGGGGAGACCGAGAGGAGAGACUGACGGACUGGUCUAAACUGGCCUGUCUGCUGUGCAGGAGGCAGUUCCCAAGUAAAGAAGCUUUGAUCAGACAUCAGCAGCUCUCUGAGCUACACAGACAAAAUCUAGAGCAGAGAAGAGCGAGACAAGCCCAGCCCGAGAGACAAGAGCGAUCAGAAACAGAGAUGAAAUACAGAGACCGGGCAGCAGAGAGGAGGGAGAAAGGGGCUGUCCCACAACAACCUGAUGCCAAAAAGAGGAGAUACAGCCCUGUCAGUGGUGUUGGAUCUCAGAUGCUUCCAGGAGGGAUGGAGAAAGGCUUUUUUAUUCGGAACCUCCCGGUGGAAUAAAGGAGUUGAUCUUUGGAAUUCCUUUUCCUUCUGGACUACUGUAAAUGCCUCAUGUGCAUUUUUAAUCUGGUUGUGCAGAACAUGUACACAGUGUUUGUUUAAAGAGCAAAAUUGCAGCUAAGAGAUUUUCAUUAGGAUAUGUAACUUAAAAUUAAGGUCAUAUGGAAAUGUGCAGAUGUUUGUGGGGAAAAAAAAAAAAAAGUUUAUAACUUUUUUUUUUUUUUUAAUUAUUUUUCAAAUCAGAAAGGAACCCUUAGGAACCAGGGAAAUACAUAAAAAGCUAUUAUUGAUAGCACAACUUUUGCUGGAAUUACAGUCGAACCAUGUGAAAUUCUUAUACUUGAUCACAUCAUCUACAGCCAUCUUUUCCCAGAAAGGAAUUUAUGUUUUUGAACCAUAUUAUUGACCCAUAAAAAAAAUGAAUUUGUAGAUGGCAUGAUUUGAUAAAAAAAUAAAUGCAAUUGUGGGAAGCAGAAAGAAUGAUGUUGGGAUGCAAAACAGGGACAAUUCCAAAAACUAUUUCUUGUAGUUUCUUUCUGUUUAUACUUUUCUUCUUUAAACAUUAUUAAAGCAUCAGCUGUGGGUCAUUAAACAGUUUCAGAUUGAUUUGAUUAGGAGUGUGCUAUGCAUUUUGCAUGUCUUAUUUGACAUGGCAAUCUAUGCAGCAAAUCACAGACAGCUGUUGUCUGUGAUGACUUUGAACUGCACAGUAGAUUAUAGUUCAGUGAUUAUCUCGGAGAAAAGGCACAGCAGAUGAUAAUGCUUUACUUGUAUGAAUUUAUAUGUAACUGAAUCACAAUACAGAUGUAUUAGACUGUGUAAGAUGUAUAAGACUAUAUAAGCUGUCAUUCAAUUUUGAAAUGUGAAUUUAAGGUGGAUAAAGUGAGUGAAAGUAUGUUUUUAUGAGCACUAAGUGCCGUUGAUGUUUUUUGUUUAUAUAUAAAAACAUAUAUAUACCGGUAAAUACUAAUUUUUCUCUUUUACUCUUUGAAAUGCCAUGUUCACCACAAAAGGCUAAAAGCUCAUUUUGUUUGGUAAAUUUAUUUUAGAAAUUUAUGAUUUUUCCCACUUUGUUAAUAUAGAACAUUCUGAAUAAGUGCAACUGUGAAGCAUAUUUUGAACUCAGAGAGUUUUUUUUUUUUAUUAUUAUUAUUUUUAUCAUUUUAGAUGUAAAAGUAUCACAAAAUCUGAGCGGAGAGCAUAUUCAGGUUGUAUUUUACCCCAAAAUCA